UAUAUCAACCUUGAAUUCGUGUCAAAAAACUUGAAAAUUACAGAACGUCGUCGUCGACUGGAGUUUUUCCUGUAUUUCCAUCUUUUCAAGCAUUUCGUAGCGAGGUGGAAAAUAUUGGAAACUACAGUCGACUGUUCGGUGCACGAUGAUCCGCCAAAUGUGAAUCUGUACGAGUGUGAAUCCGCAGCGCUUGUGAUUCGUUUUCGAAAGGGCGACGACAACAGGGAAAAGAGAGAUUCACCAUACCCAAAACGCAACCCGUCCAAGUUUUUUUUUUGUGUGUGAAAGGGUCACCGCGACGAAGGUGUGUGGUGAAAAGUGUUUUUCCGCUGGGUUUGAACAAACCGUGCUGCAAAACGGGGCGUUGGCGUGGAUGGGUGCGGAAAAGUGCACACCAACGCCAGAAGCGCACAACAAAACCCGUUCGGCCCAUGGGCUGGAAGUAAGGCGAUAAAAGGUGCUUCGUCCAUUUUUUGGGCUUGGUGCAUACAAGUGUGCCUGGAGUGUUCGGGCGGUGACGGCGAAGGAGCAGAACGGGUGCGUGUGCGUAGGAGCUGCUACGAAGGAGUGCUGUGCGUGCGUGCGUGCGCGCGCGUGUUUGUGUUUUGAAGAAAAAAGGAUGAAACACAUUCAAGUGUCCCUUUGGCUGCACCAGCAGGCAGCUAGCAAAUAGGGUGAGGCGUACGGUAUAUGUGUCAGGUGCGGAAGAAGGGGUUGCAAGGCAGCACAUAAGGUGUGAAAGAGACGGCGAACAAACUUUCUUUCCGUGAAAGAGAGUGCACUGCGAGUGUCUGCUGGAAGGGUUUCGGAAUGGUUUUCCUUCCGAUCGAAAAUCAUCAAUCGACACGACAAAUGGUUGCUAGUCAAACAGUCAGAAUGUAAACAUGGCCUACUGAUACUAAACACAAAUCGCCCCCACGCAUCAACCAGCCGAAAGGGAAUCGUACCUACGCCAGUGCAAAAGCAGUGUUUGUGUGUGUGUGUGUGUAUGGUUGGAUCAUUCCUUUUGUUUGGCGAAGCAACCCCGGGCAAAUGCCUAAGCAGCAGCAAUUUGGUUAUAUCGUCCGUAACAAAUAAUAAAUAACGAUAGCCAUAAAAGAAACAAGGGCAAAAACCCUUCCUUGGAAAGCAGUGGGCUUUCCGAACGUGUGCGUGUGUGUGUAUCUUACGUGUGAGUAACUGCUUGCACAAAGUUAUCAUCAUCAGUGGGCGAGCAAAUUGUUCGCGUCUGUUUCAAUGUGUGCGAGUGCUUCUUUCUUGUGAUUCGCGGUAAAAGGAUAGUGAGCAAAAUUGUUGUUUCCCUUCCUUCUGCUAGUUGGGAAAGGAUAAUACAUGUGCUAUGUGGCCGAUGGUUUGUAUUAAUGGUUCAUACGUCGCUAGAUGAUAGAGAUACACAAAGUGAACGUCUCGACGGAUGUUAUCCAUCCGGAUUCGAUGCAAUCCGGCACGUAACGAUGUGUUAAGUAAUUGAUUUAUCGAAGAACGCAUUGUUCGCACAAAACCGGAUGACACCCUCCACACUGGAAAGGAAGCAUUAGCGUCGUUGAAUUGUUGUUGGAGCAUUACGAGUAAAUUAAGCUAUUAAACAUUUAGCCAUUCGCCACACAAAAAUUGCUAUCAGCAACAAGGGCGUAUAGCGAACGCAGGAGAAAGUAUCGUAUCGGAGUAAAAAUGUGCGCACAAUUGCAUUCAGAACUGCCCCCACGCGCCGACGACGUCGUUGCUGGACAAUGAAUCCUGGUCUAUGGGGAUGCCUGAUACCCUGUGGACUGUCAUAUUGGUGCGAGAGUAAGAGUGGCAGCGAUCCAUGCAUUACUACGGAGAUGGGAGCAACAGCGUCAACGGACUGUCCCGGCUCUAGUGGCGGAGGUGGCGUAGGAGGAGGAAUAGGAGGCGUAGGAGGGAGCGGUAUCGGUGCAGGCGGUGCGGUCGGUGGCGGUGUUGGCGGUAAUGGAGGCAUGCUGGGCCUGUCGGGGAUUACAUCGACGGCCGGUAUCACCACAACACCAUUAACAUCAGCCAAUGGUAGUGGUGCCUCCGGAUACGGACCAAUGUGCGGUGUGGGCGGAUCCGGUCCCGGCGGUUCGGGCGGCGGCCCCGGUGCCGUAGUUCGCGAGCGACGAAAGAAGGUGACCGGGUUUGCAACGCUAAAGAAAAAACUGAUCCGACGACGCCGUUCAUCGAAAGCCUGUGAUCAUGGUCGGGUGUUGCGGGAGUUCGUGUCCAGCUGGAGUCCGAUGGAGCUGUCCGCACUGCUCGAGGAGUAUGAAUCUCUGGCGGCAUUGAAGGACCUUUCGGUGCAGGCAGAACUGGCACGGCCACCAGCGACAACGUUUAAGCAGGAUCUAGCCAGCCUGUACGAUUUCAAGCACUGUACCGAUUGCGAUCUAGUAUUCCGCGGCACGGUGUUUCCGGUGCAUCGGGCGAUCCUGUCGGCGCGUUGCUCCUACUUUCGCGAUCUGCUCGCCGGCUGUCCCGGGUACGGGGCGCGCAUUUGUCUCGAGCUGCGCUCAUCGCCGGUAGAUGUGGCAAUGUUUUCAUCGCUGCUGCGCUACCUCUACACUGGGGACCUGUGUACACACGAUCCGACCAUAGAUGUAAGUCUGUUACGUAGGUUAGGGGAAGAUUUCGGCACACCCAAUCCGCUGGAGAACGAUCUGCGCUAUCUGCUGGAAACGGGCGACUACGCGGACGCAGCCAUCGUAUUCACCUCGGAGGGCGGUGAUUAUCAUCGGCCCGAUUCCGGCAGUUCGGAGUAUGGCUUUCGGCCCAAGCUGGAGCUACCGUGCCACAAGGCGAUUUUGAGCGCACGUUCGCCGUUCUUUAAAAACAUGAUACAACGGCGAACCCGUAACAUCUCCGAGGAGCAUCAGCUGCACGGGACGGACCGAUCAUUGCAUGCGACGACACGGAUCGUGCUGGACGAGGGUGUUAUCCCGAAACGGUACGCCCGUGUGCUGCUGCACGCGAUCUAUCUGGACACGGUCGAUCUGUCGCUGAUACUGCGCGGCAAUGGCUGUGGCAGUGGUGCGGGCAGUCUCGGAGAAGUACAGGCCCUGACGCACACCGGUCGUGCCAGGCCGUCACCGCUCGAGGAAGCGAUGGAACUGUACCAGAUCGGACGGUUCCUCGAGCUGGACAUACUGGCACAGGGCUGUGAGGAUUUGAUACUGGAAUGGCUAUCGCUCGACACACUGGCCACGGUGCUGCGCUGGGGCAGCCAGCCGCACGGUUCGGCCUGGGUGUACCGACAGGCCUGUCACUAUCUGCGUGAAGAAUUCUCGGCAAUCGUCGGUUCGCCGGUGCUAUUUCAAUUAGACAAAUCGCAGCUGAUCGAAGCGUUGCAGAACAACUUUCUGCAGGCGUCCGAGCUGGAGGUGCUGCAGGCGGUGCUAAAGUGGGGCGAACAGGAGCUUAUCCGCCGGAUGGAAGAUCGGGAGCCAAAUCUGCUGAGCCACACGGCACAUUCCGUCACGCGCAAGGGCAUCAAGAAGCGGGAUCUGAGCGACGUUGAGCUGCGCGAAAUACUGUCCGAGCUGUUGCCGCACGUGCGUAUGGAUCACGUGCUGCCACCGAACAACGAAAUCCUCAACCAGGCUAUCCGGCGCGGGUUGGUCAGCACCCCGCCAUCCCACAUGAUCGGUGACGAGCGGGAGAGCUUACGCAUCAAUGCGUGGAUCCGCGGUGGGAAGAAUCAUGGACUGUUCGUGCGUCCACGACUCUUUAUGCCUUACUAUGAAGAGGUGAAGGUGCUGCUGGAAGAUCACAUCGCUUCGCAGCAAAUCGAGUUACUGCGGAUGAGACGGUCGCGGCACCACAUGCCCGACAUACCGGACACGCUGUACAUGGUUUCGCGGUUGAACAGUAACGCCGGCACAACGCUUGGCGGUGGUUCGGCUGCCGGUGUGGACGUUGUCGCUGCCACGACCGCACCCAUUCCCGCACCGGACGCACAAACGAUGGAAUCGAUGCAGAAACGUGAUCAGAAGCUACGCCAAGCUCCCGGUUGCCAGCGUGCGCUAGCGCUGCCGCUUUCGAGCCGGUCGGAGAUCAACCGACAGAUACGGCUGCGGGUGGUGCGGGAGUUUAACUUCCCCGACGAGGUUGCGGAUCUGCUAGAGAGCGCCAACUGCUACUGCCACGAUGGAGAACCGAACGGGGCGAACAAAGGUCCGACCGAUUAUGACCAUGACAGUCACCAUCAUCAUCACCAUGCGCAUCAUCAUGCACAUCAUCGGCACGAUCUGCAUGCCAGUCAGCAAUCGCUGGACGAUGAAUCAACGCCACCCCCCUCGCCGGCUAUGCCCAGCAGUGACAUGGACGCACAGGCUGCAGUGCAUUGCUUCGGGCGCAACAUGACAUUCCCUCGGCAGCAGCCGCAGCAACAGCAAUACCCCGCUCAGCAACAACCGUCAGCUCAUCACUCACAGCGUCCAUCGAUGACACCGCAUUCAAUGCUAGCGCACGGAGUGCAUGGGUCCGGGGGUGGUAGUAGUAACAGCGGCACUGGACCGGGAGGCAUUCAUGCGUCGAUGAAUAAUCCACUUGCGUUGAUCAGUGGAACGCACAGACGACAAGAAUUGCCUUCGGUUAUCCCGGGUGGAGACAUUGUGGCGUAUCGUCUGUCUGCUCCGGCCGGCAGUGGUGCUGUUGGUCCACCGGGAGGCAUCGGUGGUGGUGGGCUAGACUUGAGCGAAAUAGGGGCAUGCUCGGAUGGACAUCUUUCGGACGUCAUGCCCGACGUUGCCAUGGCAACGGCUUCGCUUGGUCAGCUUCACUUGGGUGGAGGUGGUGGUGCUGCAUCGGGUAAUGGGGGUGGUGGUGGUGGUGGUGGUGCAGGAAAUGGGUCGGAUGUGCCGGAAAGCUUGCAUCUUGAUUUAGGUGACGGACCGAGUCACAUGAUUGGUGGUGCGGCUGUCAGUGGACUACAUCACAACAUUUCGCACCAUCGCAUGACACCAGCAACGACGACAUUCCAUCACUACAUGACUCGAAACCUGUUGAACCCAAUGCAUCCAUCAACAUCGCAGCAAGCGGCAUCACAAUCUCAGCAACAGGUGCACCAUUCGGCCCUGCAACCUUCUGCAUCAUCGUCGUCUUCGUCCUCCUCUAUGCUCUUGGGUGGGCACUCUGCUUCCUCCCAGCUGCAUGGAUCGCAAGCAUCUCUUUCACAUAGUGGACAACAGCAGCAGCAGCAGCAGCAGCAGCAUCAGCAACAACAUCACGGUUCCCAGCAAUUAUUAAAUGUGGGCUCCUCAGCACAUCCGCAGCAACAGCAACAGCAGCAACAACAUCAACAGCAGCAAUCAUCACAGCAACAAUCGCUGGCCCAGCGGUCUUCCUCACCGUACACGUUGCAUCGUGCCAGCCCGAGUUUGCCCCAUAGUUCAUAUCACUCCGGACCACCGCGAUUCUUAUAGAAAAGGCUACACGUUUAUCCCGAUCGAAAAUGCCUCUUCGUAAUGCCUUUCUAAACAACAAAACCACAACGCACGCACUCACACGUACAGAAAAUCUCAUAAAAAUUAAACAAAACGAAAAGAAGAAAAAAAAAUACAUAAAAUGUGUGUGUGUGCGUGUGUAGCGCGUGAGAAAGUGGUUACGAGUAAUAAAGUACUCGGAAAACACGAUAAAUGUGGUACAGUUUUAGCAUUGCGGUUGGUAAAAGCUGCUCUGCGAACACUGGAAUGAGGUUGAGCGGACAGUUAUAAAUAGUAAUAAUAGAAUGCGGCACAGUACGAUAUUAUUGGAACAAAUUGCAUUAGUUAAAGCGAAUAAUACUACAGGUUGAUACCUUUGAAAAUGA
This is a messenger RNA of Anopheles funestus (African malaria mosquito), 5806 nucleotides long. Its product is annotated as BTB/POZ domain-containing protein 7. Gene Ontology annotation, biological process: morphogenesis of a branching epithelium. The record is from RefSeq and is a predicted model, not a curated record. The transcript is spliced from 3 exons. Bases 1731 to 5420 code for a protein of 1229 amino acids. Gene Ontology annotation, molecular function: protein binding. NCBI's taxonomy places the organism in Eukaryota, Metazoa, Arthropoda, Insecta, Diptera, Culicidae.